Condylostylus longicornis is the source of this 6169-nucleotide messenger RNA. RefSeq names its product zinc transporter ZIP13 homolog (gene Zip99C). Gene Ontology annotation, molecular function: zinc ion transmembrane transporter activity; histone binding; transcription coactivator activity. Gene Ontology annotation, biological process: zinc ion transmembrane transport; positive regulation of transcription by RNA polymerase II; intracellular zinc ion homeostasis. The record is from RefSeq and is a predicted model, not a curated record. Bases 48 to 5306 code for a protein of 1752 amino acids. NCBI's taxonomy places the organism in Eukaryota, Metazoa, Arthropoda, Insecta, Diptera, Dolichopodidae. Gene Ontology annotation, cellular component: membrane; MLL3/4 complex. The transcript has 2 exons.
UUUACAUAAAAAUAUUUUUCUAAUAGUUUAAAAAAUUAGAUAACAAUAUGGAAAAUAAAAUGGAAACAAAAAAUGCAAUAGAUUCUACCGAAAAAGCGCCUGUUCUUCAAUCAAUUGAAGAACCAUAUUUUCAAGAACGAUAUCCUGGGAAAGUUUGCAUUUUGUGCAAUUUAGGUGAAAGAAGUCAAUUAGGUCAAGGAGAACUUCUUAGAUUAAAAUUAAAUGAACCUGAAAAAAUAGCAAUUUCACAACCUAUCGUUGAAGAAGAAAAUACUUCACAAUUGGUGCAACAAGAAGGUAAAAAUUCUAUUCCUCUUAGUAACAGAAGACAGAAAAUUAUUUGCAAAAUUAAAUCGAAUAAUGAAUAUGUAGAUGAAUUGCAAAAAAUUGGUUACGUUGAACAAAUAGAUUUUUUGUGCCUGCUCGAUUCAAAUAAUUAUUAUUAUAUUCACCGAUUAUGUGCAACAUGGUCAUCUGGUGUGCAAAGAGAAAAAAAUGGAGUUUUGAAAAAAAUUGAAAUAGUGGUAUCACAAAGUCUUCUGAAGAAAUGUUCAUUAUGUAGUCACUUUGGAGCUAGUUUAGUAUGUAAAAUGACGUGCCCGAAAAUAUAUCAUUUUCCAUGUAUAUCUGCUGUUGGAGGUUUACAAAUUAUAAGCAAUUACACAUCAUUUUGCCCUGAACACGUUUAUCAAGCUCCUUUAAUUUAUGAUUCUAUUAGUUGUAGAAUUUGUUCAAGUAGAGGAAAUGUUGCAAAUUAUGUUAUGUGUUCAACAUGCGGUGACUUAUAUCACGGAACAUGUAUAGGAUUACCAAAAUCUCCUGGAGCAAGAGCAGGUUGGCAAUGUAAAUCUUGCAAAAAAUGCCAAAUUUGUCGAUUACCGGAUGCUACAGAAGGUAGAUCGAUAGAUUGUGAACAUUGUCAAAAAAUGUAUCAUGCGAAUUGCCUUCGACCUAUUUUAUCUUCUAUUCCGAAAUACGGAUGGAAAUGUCGAUGUUGCCGAAUUUGUUCUGAUUGUGGAUCGAGGACUCCUGGUGCUGGUGCAUCUUCAAGAUGGCACGCUCAUUAUACGGUUUGUGAUUCAUGUUAUCAACAAAGAAAUAAAGGCUAUUCGUGCCCAAUUUGUCAUAGAGCUUACAGAGCUGCAGCCCAAAAAGAAAUGGUGAAAUGUGCUGUAUGCAAUAAAUAUGUUCAUAGUAGUUGUGAUCAUGAUGCAGAUCUUAAAGCUUAUUUUACAAAAAAAGAAACAUCUCCCGAAUAUCAGUAUAUAUGCCCACCGUGUAAAAGUGCAAUUCAAAGUGGAAAAUAUUCAAAAAAUCGACAACAGUUCGAAGAAGAAAUAUUACCAACAACUCAAGAUAGUAACAAUUUAAUUGAUGAAGCUGAAUUUGAUUCAGUUGAAAAAAGUACGGAUGUGGGAUUGGGUAAAGGAAAACCAUUUGCUGCGAUAAAAAUGGUGAAAAAAAGAAUUGGAUUGGGUAAUACCAGCAGUAGUCGUGGAAAAAAUAAAAACUCGUUUUCAAAAAAACCUAGAAAUUUAGAAAAUUCUAAAAAGCGUGGAACAAGAGGUAAAAUAAGGCAUUUUUAUGGAAUUCCAUAUCGACCUGAACAACAAAUAUUUCCUAACAGCGAUAAAACCUCAGAAACAACUAAAUCUUCAGAGGAGGAGCCUGGUGGUGAUAAUCGGCUGAUUUUGUGUUCUGUUAAAAAUAAAUUUGUUUUUUCUCAAGAUGUAUGCGUAAUGUGUGGUGCUAUCGGUACCGAUCAAGAAGGUUGUUUAAUAGCUUGUGUCCAGUGCGGACAAUGCUACCAUCCAUAUUGUGUUACUGUUAAAGUUACUGCUGUUAUAUUGCAAAAAGGUUGGAGAUGUUUAGAUUGUACAGUGUGCGAAGGAUGUGGUCAGAAAAAUGACGAAUCUCGUUUGUUACUUUGCGACGAAUGUGAUAUAUCUUUUCAUACAUAUUGUAUGGAUCCACCUCUAGAAAGUGUUCCUGCAGGGGUUUGGAAAUGUAAAUGGUGCGCAACAUGCGAAAAAUGUGGUAAAAAUAGCGAAAUGGUUAAAGGAGCUUUAAAAAAACAUAAUGGCAUUGAAUGCGAACCGUGUAUUAGUCGAGAGAUAUGUCCAAUAUGUAGUCAAAACUAUAACAAUCAAGAUUUAAUUAUUAAUUGUUCAGCUUGUGAAAGGUGGUUGCAUUGUUCAUGUGAUCAUAUGUUCAAAGACGAAAGUGAGGUGUAUGAACAAAACGUGUUAACAUAUAAGUGUCCCUUAUGUCGGCCAAAAGAAGAAAUCGUUAAAGUUGAAAAUAUUAAUAAUACUCAAACUGAAACUUCUUCAACGCCCACCCCUCUUCCAAUACAACAACCACAGGCUCCUCCGCCUGAGCCUCCUGAAUCUGUAUAUUCUUUAGCAGGUUGCCAUUUGAUGGAUGGUGUUUAUUUAAGUGAUAAUGGUGCUAGAACAAUAAAGGAAAUGCAAAUUGACACAAUUAAAAAGAAAAGGAGAACAAGAAUGCUGACCAACGACCUGAAUUCGAAAGAUAUUGCUAGUGUUUCGGGUAUGGAAUUAAAAUUACAUGAUGAACAAUCAAAUAUAAACAAUUCUCCAACUUGUGGUGAUCAACAAGGUGUAGAACCAAUGCAAUGUGACAAUCUAAAUCCUAGUUUAAAUGAAAAUUUAUUGUCUGACAAUGGUAGCGUAAAGAAGAAGCGUCAAAGAAAUUUGCAAAAAGUAGGAAUCGGUGGGUUCUCAGUUAAAAAUAGGCAAGUUAGAAAAGAGAUUGGAAUUGAAAAAUCAGAGCUUGAAAGCGGUCCUUCUAAAGGAGAACUAGAUCGUAAAAAAAAAGGUUUAAAGAAACGAGCUAAAAGUAAAAUUCUUGAAAGUUACCCUUCAUAUGUUCAAGAAGCGUUCUUCGGAACAUCUUUAUUAAACACGGAAAAUGGCAUUUUGUUUGAAUCAGACUCAAGUGAUAAUGAAAUUUCCCAAACAAAUUUGUUAACAUUAUUAGCUGCUACACCAGUACCUCAACCGCAACUACAAAAUCAACCUCAAAUACAUAUUCAACCUCAAACACAGGCCCAACUUCAUAACCAAUCGCAACAACAACAGCAACCUCAACUCCAGCCGCAACCUCAGUCAACAAGAGUAUUUGUGCCAGACAAUAGUUUAGAUAAGAAACAAGUAAUAACUGCCGUAACACCUGAACAUAUAAUAAAUGUUACGAAAAAGCUCGAAUUUAAUUCAACGCCAAAUUAUUCAAUUGAAAACCAAACACAAUAUACAAAUGCAACUGGUAUUAUAACCGAUUCAAUAGAUGUUAGAAAUAAAAUAAGUCAGCAAUCAGUGAUGAAUUUCCAAACAAACAUACAACAACAAUCUCCAAAAAUUGAGCCAACUCCUUCGCAAAUUAUUAACUUACUACAGGGAAAUGCUCAAAUGCCAUAUAUAUCAAAUAUAGAAAAACAACAAGUAGUGCAACAGCAACGUCAUACACAGUCACCACAACUUCAACAAAUUCAACAGCAACAACCUCAAAAUGUUCAAAUUCAAAGUGUUCAAACACCAGUGCACAUGAGAAAUUCUCAAAUAGACAUUUCUAAUUUCUCUUUAUCUUCCAAUAAUUCAAAUGAUUCGCUACUAUCACCAACACCCAGCAAUAGCAGCAUUGUAACAAAUGCCAAUGUUCCACCAAACAAAACUGUCGAAUCAAUUAAUAAUGAAAUGUCUUCAACUUUGCCACAAGAAAGAAUGCGCCGAGAUGAAGAAUUAGGCGAAAUGGCAACAAUUUCCGCUGUUUUGUACGCUAAUACCAGGUAUCCUAAAUUAAAAGAAGAAUAUCCAAAUUGGCCUGAAAGGUGUAAACAAAUUUAUAAAUUUUGGCGUUCACUAUCAAAUGAAGCAAAAGCCCCGUUCUUACAAAAAGCUAGGGAUAAUCGAUCUGCUCUAAGAAUGAAGAAAAUUCAGCAGAAUCAUGAUAGAACUAUAUUAAAUCAUAAAGCUCUAAAAGAACAAGAACAAGAAAGAUUGUGGAAAUUGCACCAAUUUAGAGCGAAAGAACAGCAAUAUAGUACUGAACCACCCCAGUUAGUUCAACAACAACAACCACAACAACAGCAACAAGUUCCAAAUAGUACAAUAACACAAGUUACUCAAACAUCACAAAUGUCUCAAGUAGGACAACCAAUUCAACCAGUAACACAAGUACCUCAAGUACAACAAAUUUCACAAAUAUCACAUUUAAACCAAGUACCCACACAAAUUCAACAACAAAUACAACAAGUAAAGCAAAUACAACAAAUGCAACAAGCUCAACAAGUUCAACCUAAUCAACAACUGGUACAACAAGUUAUACAAGUUACACAAAUUCAACAAAUACAGCAGCACCAGCAGCAACAACAGCAGCAGCAACAACAACAACAACAGCAACAACAGCAGCAGCAACAACAACAGCAACAACAGCAGCAACUGCAACAACAACAGUUGCAGCAGCAACAACAAUCACAGCAGCAGCUUCAGCAACAACAAUCGCAACAGCAACUGCAGCAACAACAAUCACAACAGCAAUUACAACAAAAUGCUACACAAAUUGUUAAAGAAGUUCCGGACUCAUCCACAUACCAAAAGGUGCCUUACAUGCAAUUGCAACAGCAAUCUCAAACAACACAACAAAUUCUAAAUGAUCCAAUAAAGAAAACCACAUACAUAACUAAUAGUGAUAUGCUUAAAAGUAAUAAAAUAUUUAACGUUUUGCAACAUCAAGCUGAUCCAAAUAUUAAUUCGAUACGUAAAAUUCCCACGCCAAUCCCCAACGCAAUUGUAUUUCCAAAUACAAAUGAACCAGAAUUAAGCAUUAAAAAAAGUGUCGAUGUUGUGGAAGAGGAUAGUGAUUUCUUUGAAAAUAUCGAUAAUGCUGAUGAUUUAUUAAGUUCAUUAACUAGUGAUUUGGGGGGUGAUUUUAACAUAUUAGAAUAUGCUGAUACAGAUUUUGAUACAUUAAUUGAUCAGGGUAAUCAACAAUUAUUUGAUAAAUUAGAUAUUGAAAGUGAUUUAGAUAAAACAAAAAUGACACAAGAAGUUUUAUCCGAAGAAGAUUUAUUAUUACAAACCAGUUUAGAUCCUUCAAUUUCAACAAAUUUACUAGAUAUUAAAACAAGACUUGACAUUAGUGACAAUCCAAUGAGUUUUUUAAAUAUUAUAACAAAUAAUAAUGUUGGUCAAAUUACACAAAAUAUUUGUCCAUCUGUAACGGUGCCUCCUCCUCCAUAUCCUGGUCCACCGCCGCCUUAUCCGUCGAGCGAAAACAAAAGUUAAAUAAAAUGUUAGUUAGGGAAAUUAAUUGAAAAGUUAUUAGUUAAAAAUUGGAAAAUAAAACAAAAAAAAAAGCAAAAAGUAUAAACAAGCAACAUUACAUUAAAAAACAACAAAGAUGAGAAAAAAAAAUAAUAACAAGAGAAAAAGUUUUCACUUUUUUCAUUUUUAUUUUAUUUUCUUUGCUUAUUUUAAAUAAAUUAUUUACAAAAUCGUUUUAAAUGCAUUAAGAAUUAUAAAAAAAAAAUUUGUUUAUAUAAAACGUCUGAUUUUCUGUUUUUUUGGAAUAAACUUCUUUGAAUUUCUUUUUGAAUAAUAUUUUGAAUAUCUCAUUUAUGAUAUUUGGAAAGCUGUAAGAGAAGCAGAUAUCAGAGGAAGAGCUUAAUAAAUCAAGGAUUUGGUUUCUAUUUUAUUUAUUUUAUUUUUACUUUUUGGUUUACAUGGCUUUGAUUUUUGUUUGUUGUAAAAGAGAAAAAAACCAAAAUUAAGAGUGGACAAGAGUUGGAUUUUAAAAUUAUUAUAGAGGCAAUAAUUCUCGUCAUAAUUUAAUGAUAUAAUUAUUAUUAUACAUGCAAGAAGAGGAUCAAAAUAUAAAAAAAAAUUAUUUUGGUUUUUUUUUGUUUUUGUGAAGUUGGUAUAUACUUGAAGUACAAUUGCAACUUCUGAAAUGUUAUUUUGAACGUUAAUCAAAAAAAGAAAAUAGAAGAAUAUCAUCAAAUAAAUAAAUUUAUUUUGAUAUUACUUACAACAACAUUAUCACUUAAAAUUAAAGAACUCCAGAGACAAUUUUCAAUAAAAUUUUUUUUAUAAAAUUCUUUACAAAAUAUUAACAACAAUUUUAAUAAAGCAAGAAGCGGAUAAAUUAU